AUGCAACCAGCAGCCGUUUUUGUUGCGCUCCUGGCCUGUAGCGGCUUUGUUACUGCUGUAACCGCCGUGGAUCCUUCAGCCACAGUCAGUGGUCAAAACAGCCAAGACAGCGACUCCUCAACAACCAUUAUUAUUGCUGCCGCCAACGGAGGCGGCGGCUUUCUCCUGAUUCUUCUCGUGGUGGUUGCCAUUUGCCGUUGCCGCCGCAAGUCCAAGCCUCAGAAACUUGAACAAGCUCCAAAGGACCCAGCAUCCGACAUCCAAGUCGAAUUAAACACUGUCGUGACGUUACCAGCGCCCGCUGAUUCGACCGCCGUUGGCAUGACCGAGCGACAAACAGCACCAGCUGAGCAAGACAUUGAACCAGCAGCUGAGCGAGAAAUUGACGAAUGCCAUGCAAGCUACCGGCAGAAGCCCUCGACGAACCGAUAUUUACUCAAAGCCAAGCACCAUCAUCCCGCGCUCCAUGACAACAUCUGGUGCUUCACCUUAUGCUUCUUCGGGCCCGCGAGCACUCAGCAACAACAACAACAGCAGCAACAACAGCAACAACAACACUGGCACCCUGACUCGCUCAAGCACCAACCCAGAGCCACGCAUUUCGGUCAGUGGAUAUGCCGAUCCGUUUUCCUUCAAGCCUAA
Messenger RNA from Capsaspora owczarzaki ATCC 30864, 642 nucleotides. RefSeq lists its product as hypothetical. The transcript has 4 exons. Lineage: Eukaryota; Filasterea; Ministeriida; Capsasporidae. The record is from RefSeq and is a predicted model, not a curated record. The coding region runs from base 1 to 642 and encodes 213 amino acids.